Messenger RNA from Populus nigra (black poplar), 1257 nucleotides. RefSeq names its product probable NEDD8-conjugating enzyme Ubc12-like. Lineage: Eukaryota; Viridiplantae; Streptophyta; Magnoliopsida; Malpighiales; Salicaceae. The record is from RefSeq and is a predicted model, not a curated record. The transcript has 5 exons. Bases 727 to 1176 code for a protein of 149 amino acids.
GCAUCUAAGCAAUACGCAGACUCUCUCGCACUCAACAAGCGAAAGCCAAGAAACUGCGGAGCCGUGCACUAUAAAUGCGAGUGCGAAGCAGUUUCUCUGCAGAAUAGGAGAAAAACACACUAGAGAGACACCCCGUCUGCAAACUCUCUCUUCGCUUACCUCUUCAAAGUCUAAAAUUCUCAUUGAUUUUAAUUUGCUCGAGCAGGCAUAAUGAUUAAAUUGUUCAAGGUAAAGGAAAAGCAGAGGGAAACUCAGAGUGCAGAUGGGAAGCCUCCAGUCAAGAAGCAAAGUUCUGGGGAAUUACGUCUUCAGAAAGAUAAUUCUUGGUUUGAUAUACUCGGUUAUAACAGCAUCAUGAAUGACACAAAAUUAGGCAUAAUUCACACACUUUGACAAGAGUUUGAGGGAGCUGAAAAUGCAAGAACAGGACCAAAGUGCACGAUACAAUCUACUAGAUCAAGGCUGGAACUCUGAAGGAAUGUGCUUAUUUCCUCAGCCCAUUCUUCUGUCCACUAUUUUAUGGGCACUUGGUUCCAUCUUUGGCUAGAAAGAUCAAGGCUGGAACUACUGAAGGAAUGUGCUUAUUUCCUCAGCCCAUUCUUCUGUCCACUAUUUUAUGGGCACUUGGUUCCAUCUUUUGCUAGAAAGUACAGGACGGCUGCAGGAAAGUUUUCUAUAUGAGAGAUUAUACAUGAAUAUUUCUAUUUCCUCUUAAUUCAUAUCUGUAUGUUUACCCUUUGGCUUGCAGAUAUAACUGAGCUGAACCUACCGAAAUCAUGUUACAUAUCCUUCCCCGAUGGAAAGGACAGCCUGAUGAACUUCGAGGUCACCAUUAAGCCUGGCGAAGGAUAUUACAAGGUGGCAAAUUUGUGUUCUCAUUUCAAGUUUCACCUCUCUAUCCUCAUGAGUCGCCUUAAGGUCUACCAUCCUAAUAUUGAUCUGGAAGGCAAUGUGUGCCUAAAUAUUCUUCGAGAAGACUGGACGCCUAUCCCAAAUAUAAACAUCAUCAUCUAUGGAUUGUUUAACCUAUUCACGCAACCAAAUCAUGAGGAUCCUCUGAAUUCUGAUGCAGCUAAUGUGUUGAGAGAUGAUCCGGAUGAGUUUAAAUCGAACGUGAAGAGGGCAAUGAGUGGUGGUUCUGUAGGAGAUGUUCACUUCUCUUCCUGCCUAACUUAGCAUCCUAAGGCAUAAUUAAGUAGCAGUAUAGUCAUCUCUUGGUGGUUGAUCAAAAUUUAAUGCAUUCAAAUUCUCUAGCAA